Messenger RNA from Dendrobium catenatum, 939 nucleotides. Its product is annotated as RING-H2 finger protein ATL56. The transcript has a single exon. Lineage: Eukaryota; Viridiplantae; Streptophyta; Magnoliopsida; Asparagales; Orchidaceae. The record is from RefSeq and is a predicted model, not a curated record. The coding region runs from base 326 to 805 and encodes 159 amino acids.
CAUGGAAGAUAAGGUAAGCCGGCCUAACUUUCUAUGUCAUUUAUCCUCCAAAUAUUUCCUACCUCUUAUUUCUCCCCUACUUACUUCCCACCACAGACCAACUCUUCACAUUCUUCCACAACACUUAGCCUCAUCUAUUUGCAGGAGAUUCCAAUUCUUAUAUUUUGUUGAAACUUAUUUGAGAUCAGCCAGGACCAAAAGUCUGAGCUUUUUGACUGAAUAUGAUUUGAUCAUUAUAAUAGUGAUGAAGAAAGUCUUCAAGACUCCAAAUAGAAGAUAUGUGCGAUGAGUGAAAGAUUGCUAGGAGUAUCCGCACAUAGCAAUAAUGUUGAUAAUCUUUGCGGUGGCUCUGCUCCUUGCCGGCAUCGUCGUGGUGGUUAUGAUUCAUCUGUGUGUGGUUUGGCAGACAAUUGGGAGGUUCAGCAACCUUGCAGAAGCUGAAGACCACAGAAACUUGAUCAAAGGGGUGUCGGCCGAAGAGCUCAAGAAGCUCCCUUGCUAUGACUACAAGGCUGGGGUGAAGGGAAGGGGAAGUGAAGCAGAGUGUGCGGUUUGUUUAGAAGGUUUUCAGGUGGGUCAAAGGUGCAGGCUAUUGCCUGUUUGCAGGCACAGCUUUCAUGCAGACUGUGUGGAUUCUUGGCUGAUGAAGACUGCAAUUUGUCCAAUUUGCAGGAGUAGAGUGAGGGAAAGGGUAUGUGGUUCGGUCGCUGGCGAUCGGCGGAGGGAUGAGUUGGAGUUGCAGGAAAUUGCAGUGGUUGAGUCUGGAGCUCCACCACCUCUUCACGGUUCUGCUGCUUUAUUAUAGAUGAAUGGAGUGAUACCCUUGGGCUGUUCUUACUUUGCUGUGUAAUGAAACAACUGUAUAUAGUUCAAUGAGUUCUGCAAAAAUUUCUAUUUCCAUUCUAAAAAAAAAAAGAACUUUGGUUUGCGGAAAUUGAU